UCGGCAGUCAUAAAAAGUGCAGCGGACCAGCAGACCUCAACAUACUUAGCUGUGGACACAAGUAUUGAACAGUGAACAGAGGAUUUCAGUUGACUCUCUCGGCCUGAAGGGUACAGCAUGUCCGAAAUGCGUGACGACAUUUUCACAAAGAACUUCUUGAACCUGGCCCUGGACGACGCCUUGCUCACAAGACAAUCUCAACUCAAAGUCCCGGGACUGGGUCGACUGAACCGGUCCGCCUCGAUCUUUUCGCCCGACUCCCCGCCCACGCCAUCCGACGUCGGUUUCGGCAACGAUGACAAUGGCAGCUCGCUCUGGUCGUUCAACAUCUGGAGCCAGGCCCCCGGCCUUCAGACAAAAACAUCCGCCCUGCAAGCGCGCUCCAUGAGCCUGACUGAGUCCAGCAUCUCCCUGCUCUCCACGAUUGAGCAACUCAAGAACCUGGAGGCUUUUCCCUCAGGACCUGCAACGACGGUGGCCCCGCCGCCAGGCUUCCCUCCCGCGUCCAAUCUGCCACCCCAGGUUCCGCCCAUGCUCUCCUCGAACCGGUACAAGACCGAGCUCUGCCGCGGUUUCCAGGAGACCGGCAGCUGCAAGUACGGCAGCAAGUGCCAGUUUGCCCACGGCGAGGCGGAGCUGCGUGGAAUGUACCGUCACCCAAAGUACAAGACGGAGCCCUGCAGAACCUUCUACAACUUCGGGUACUGCCCGUACGGCUCACGUUGCCACUUCAUCCACGAGGAAAGAAGCAGCGGCAGCCAACUCGCAUCAGCCAAAUUCCAGCAAAACCAGACCGCAACCGGCGGUCAGAACCCACGCCACCAGCUUCGCCAAAGUGUGAGCUUUGCAGGCUUCCUGGGCUCGUCCCGCACCUCCCCUCCGCCUCCGUUCUCUACAUCCUUCGUCGAUCCAAACCUGGGUUUCAGCAGGGCUCCGUCCGUCUCCCCGCCCCCGGCAGACCUCAUUUCCCCGGUGUUCGGCGACUCCCACUCUCGGGACGUGGCGGCCUUCCAGUUUGGCACCCACCAAACCCGCGCCAGUUCCGGGGACAUCCACAACAUUCCUCUCAUCGUGGAGCCCAAGGCCUCGCGCUGCCUCUGCGGCCACGGCAAUGACUUCUCCGCUUUGCAGGGACACGGCGGCAGAGGCUUCUCCAAGACGCUGGACGGGAACCAGCAGGACGGCAACACGCUGUACGCGGGCGGGUCGAUGAAGCACGCCAGUCUGCAGCGCUUCUCCUCCGAGGACUCCCUGGAGGACAGCUACAGCAGCAGCAGCGGAGGCUCCAGCGGGACUGAGUCUCCGACCUUUGACGCCUCGUCCAACAAGCGGCUCACGGUCUUCGAGCGCCUCUCCUUGUCCGACUAGGCGGACCCCUCAGGAUAAGAACUGUGUCUGUCUUCGUACCCAGAACUGAUCAGGACAAGUCAACUUUCUGACACUUCUUAAUUUGUCAAAUCCGAACUCAUCUUGGGCAAAGAGAUCGCUCUCGUGCCGAUUGGGGUGUAGCAAAUUCGACCUUGUGGUCUUCCACCAAUCAAAUUCCUCGUAGCGGCAGUUUGAUUGGUUUGCGAUCAAACUGACUCGUCAGCGGUGACCAUCCUCGUGCCUUAAAGACUCUCCCUGCCUCACCAGCUCCUCAGUGCCAAGAACAGUAUGUUUGAUGCCAAGACCCUACACCUACACGAUGCCAUUUUAUCUGUGACAUGCACUUUACAGCAAAUUGGAAUGGGAGAAAACUGCCUCCUAGUAGCAUUCAACCAAAGCUUUAUACUUCCCGCUUCUGAGUGUGUGUGAGUAUGUGUGUGAGUACAUAUGCUUGUGUGUGCCUUUUUCUUUUUUUUACGAGACCAGGGGUGUAAGCGGAUGCAAGAUCAAAAGUGUGCAUGAGAAAAAAUAGAUGUGAAUACACCACCCAACAUUUUGUAAUUUUAGCGCUUUUCUUAUUUUUUUUUUUUUUUUUAAAUGAACCCCUUCUAAGGUCUCCUGUUUGAUUGACAGCCUGGUUCAGGGACUCCGACGCCACAGUAUUUCUUUUUUUUUUUUUUGGUUAUUGGUUGCCUCGCAUUGUUUUAACUUAAACUAAUGUAUUUAUUCUAUUUAUUUCUGUUCAAAAAAAAAAAUGUAUUUUGUACUUUAUUUAUGAAGAAUUAUUCCGAGCUCUGUGAAUUACCAAUGUGAGAGAGAGAAAAAAGGGAGUAGACAAAAAAAAAGAAUCUUAUAUUUUUAAUUGUCCAAAAAGUGUCUAAAUAAACUUCUGAAUAAAGAAAUGAGCUGAA
This is a messenger RNA of Nerophis lumbriciformis (worm pipefish), 2279 nucleotides long. RefSeq lists its product as uncharacterized. The record is from RefSeq and is a predicted model, not a curated record. NCBI's taxonomy places the organism in Eukaryota, Metazoa, Chordata, Actinopteri, Syngnathiformes, Syngnathidae. Gene Ontology annotation, molecular function: mRNA binding; metal ion binding.